This is a messenger RNA of Protobothrops mucrosquamatus (brown spotted pit viper), 1286 nucleotides long. RefSeq names its product centromere protein H (gene CENPH). The transcript has 9 exons. NCBI's taxonomy places the organism in Eukaryota, Metazoa, Chordata, Lepidosauria, Squamata, Viperidae. Bases 104 to 865 code for a protein of 253 amino acids. The record is from RefSeq and is a predicted model, not a curated record. Gene Ontology annotation, cellular component: nucleus; kinetochore. Gene Ontology annotation, biological process: kinetochore assembly; mitotic spindle organization; chromosome segregation. Gene Ontology annotation, molecular function: kinetochore binding.
CGCGGAGUCGGUCGGCGGGCUAUUUGAAAGAGCGGCCCUUGGAGCCGCGGUAGAGCGCUCGGGUAAUUGGUGGGAAGAAAGAGGUCUGGCCGCCGUCGCCGGGAUGGAAGCGCGGGACGUAGCGGGCUGCUCGGAGGUAGGAGACAAGGUGGCGGCUUUCGACAAGCCCACGGAAGGAGCGAUGGAGGAAGGAGCCCGUUUGCUCUCCGACGAAGAGAAAGAGAAGACGCCGGACUUGCUCAAGCUCCAUCGAAUCAAAGAACAAAUAAGUCAGCAUCUUAUGGAAUAUAAUACAAUAAUCAAUUCAACAACUGCAGAAAAGAUUCCGGAUCAAGAUAGAAAUGAAAAAAUAUUAGAAGGUUCUAUAGAAGAAUUGGAAAGAGACUUGGAAGAGAUGAGGGUAUCGUAUCAAAACAAAACUUUAGCAUUACAAAGGAUCCAAAUAACUGAUGCCCUUAGAACCAAACUGAAAAAUGAAGAUGAGGAUUCAAAGUUUAUCUGGGAUACCAUUAAACAUAUCAUGAUGCUUAGUACAGCAAUACUUACAUCAAAGCAGCAAUCCCGUGAACUGGAAGAAAAAUUGAAUGAGGUUAAGAAGAGCAGACUAGAAUUAAAGCGAGCUGGAGAACGUAAACUGGCAAAAAUAUAUGAUAUGAGGAGAAAACAAAAAGAGGAUUUUGAAAAUAUGGAGGUUUGCGAAAUGUUGAGGAAAGUUCGUAAAAAUUUACAAAAGGAAAUUCAGAUGACUACAUUGAUUCAAAACAUUUUCCAGAACCUUAUUACUGGAAGUGGAGUCAAUUGGGCAAAGGAUCCAGCUUUGAAGGAAAUUGUUCUACAACUGGAGAAAAAUGUGAUUGGCAUCUGAAACAACAUUAAGUUAAUGACUGUAUUUUCUUUCUGUGAUUUCCAAAUUCAGAGACAAAAGGGUAAUCUAUCAGGUUUUUGUAAUAUAUUAAUCAUAUUCUAAGAGUUAUGUAUUUGUACAAGAAUAUAUUACACUGAAGUACGACUGACAUAGCAACAAAAGGGAAAUUCUGUUACAGUCAUUGUAAAUAUAUCCAAGAAGCUAUUACAGGAGAGUCAUUUAGCUGUAAAAUAAUUCACUUCUCCUUCUCUUAAUUUCACAUAAGUUACCAACUGCUGAUUCCAGUAAAAACAGAGCACUAGGCCUUCUGAAAAAGCAGGUAUUUAUUUACAUAGGUAGCCACUUCAUUCUCUCAUCACAAUUUAGACUGUGCUUUGUCUCCAUGUUAUGUGUGAUAUGUAUGAUGCGCUUUUUUUUUUUU